AUGCAGACUCCUGACAGCAGUCUCUCCUGCAGGACGGAGAAGGACAAGUCCAGUCCGAGUCCGUACCUGCAGGUCCACAGCCAGGGCCUCGUGGUCUAUAAGACGGACCAAGUGGUCUACAGCACCUGCAGGAUGCACGUCUACAAGUUCCCCUUCGACACUCAGAGCUGCAACCUGUCCUUCAGGUCUAUCCUGCUCAGCGACAGAGAGAUCCAGCUGAGGUCUCACAGCGGGUCUCUGAUGACACGGUGGUCUCAGCAGGUGAUGAGGACUCAGUACGAGUGGGUCUUACUCAACAUCACCGUCUCCAAGUCCACAGGGGCCCUCUUCAACUACCCCCAGGAGACCAUCACCUACACUAUCACCAUGAAGCGUCGCUCGGUCCUCUACAUCGUGAACUUCCUGCUCCCUGUGGUCUUCUUCCUGAUCCUGGACUUGGCCUCGUUCCUGAUGUCGGACACUGGGGGAGAGAAGCUGGGAUUUAAGAUCACCAUCCUCCUGGCAGUGACUGUGAUGCAGCUGCUGCUCAACGACAUCCUGCCCUCCUCCUCCAAUCGCAUCCCCCUCAUCGCUGUGUUCUGUAUCGGAGUGUUCUCUCUGAUGCUGCUGAGUCUCCUGGAGAGCAUCCUGGUCCUGUUUCUAAUCAGAAAAGACCAGAAAAGGGAGCAGGACCUGAAGAGGACCAUCACUCAACUCCAUGCCAGAUGCGAGGAGCUACGGACUUUGCUGAAGAAAAGACUCUGCUUCACUCUGAGGAUGCUGCUCAUACUCCAGCUCCUGCUUCUGUCCGGGGCAGUUCUGUGCCACGAGAACUGUACAUACCAGGAGCUUCUUGAGCACCUGGGCCUCACCAGUAAUGACAAGAAGGAUCUGUUGACGCUGAGUCCUCCGGUGAAGAACACUUCGUCUGCGCUGAAGGUGGAUCUGCACUUCAGACCCAGAGCCAUCCUGGGGGUGCGCGAGAUUGAGCAGACGUUCAUCUCCGACACGUCCAUUGAAUUGUCCUGGGAGAACGAGCACCUGAAAUGGAAUCUGUCGUCCUUCUGUAACAAGGACAGGAUCACGGUACCAUCUGAGCUGCUAUGGAAACCAGACCUGCGCAUCCUGGAAAUGGUGGAGAAAGACAAGACUCCGCCCAGUCCCUUCCUGGUCCUCAAGAGUACUGGUCAUGUGAUGAUGAACCAGGACCAGGUGAUCGUCAGCUCCUGCAGGAUGCACGUCUACAAGUUCCCCUUCGACAUGCAGAGCUGCAACCUGUCAAUCAAGUCCUUCGUUCACUCCAGCAGUGAGCUGGUCCUGGAAAACACGGCCUCAGAAGACCUCAUGAAAGAUUCCAUCCGGUCUCAGAUGCAGAACGAGUACGAGUGGCUUUUUGAGGACAUCAAGUUCGAAAACACAAGCUCUAAUGGCAUGAACGAACCACAGAGUGUGUUGGUCUACAUGGUCACAGUGCGGCGGCGAUCUGCCCUGUACGUGGUAAACUUCAUCCUUCCGAUCCUCUUCUUCCUGUUUCUGGAUUUUGCAUCAUUCCUGAUGUCAGACACAGGGGGCGACAAACUGGGAUUUAAGAUCACCAUCCUCCUGGCAGUGACUGUUCUGCAGCUGCUGCUCAACGACAUCCUGCCCUCCUCCUCCAACCGCAUCCCCCUCAUCGCGAUCUUCUGCCUCGGUGUGUUUUGGCUCAUGAAGCUCAGUCUGUUGGAGACCAUCGUGGUCAUGUACCUGCUGGAGCAAGACAAAAAGUCACAGAGGAACCAGCAGACAGAGGACACCCAUGUGCUGAAGAAGAACAGGUGUGUGUCGUGUCUCUGUGAGGAACAUGCUGAGGAACAGGAGCACACGGAGGAAACCCAGGACCACACUCUCUCCCCGGCGGGUGGAGCAUCAGGCGAGCAGCGGCUCCUGUUUGAGCUCCAUCAUGUGUGCAGUGUGCUUGCUCAGGCUGCAGGGGGCAACAGCGAGCAGGACGAGGGCUACUGGAGCUCCAGGGUCCCACGCAUACACAAAGUCUUUCUCUGCGUCUACAGCACCUGCACCUGUGUGUUCCUGGGGGUCAUCUUCUACCGUUGGGUGAACUGA
Molecule: messenger RNA, 2079 nt
Organism: Knipowitschia caucasica
Lineage: Eukaryota; Metazoa; Chordata; Actinopteri; Gobiiformes; Gobiidae
Source: the annotation of a GenBank genome assembly